GAACAAGAAUUUACCUUCAAUAUUUUAUUUCACAUAAAUUUACAUGGUAUCAGAGCAGUUGACGUGACCCAAUCGGGAAGAUGGCCGAAGUCUCAACGGACAACCCCUUCUCAAAAGGAACCGGCGAAGAAGAAUUCGUGAGGGUAAGCCCUUACGAACUAAGAUCAGCAGAUACACCUGCAUUAGUAAUCACCCAGAUCAAAUUGACGGGUGACAACUACGAAGAAUGGGCUCGGGCCGUGCGCAUUGCACUCCGUGCCAAAAGAAAACUUGGAUUCAUUGAUGGGACGAUUCCGUUGCCCGAAGACAACGAAGAAAAGGCUGAAGAAUGGUGGAUCGUGAACGCGAUGUUGGUAUCAUGGAUCUUCAACACCAUAGAUGGCACACUCCGAAACUCGAUCACACAAGUGGAAGAAGCAGCAGAACUAUGGAACGACAUCAAGGAGCGGUUUUCGGUAGCCAACGGACCGCGUGUCAAUCAACUCAAAAAAGAGUUGGCAUGCUGCAAACAAAGUGGACAGCCCAUUGCCACUUAUUUCGGAAAACUGAAGAAUAUAUGGGAUGAACUGGGGACGAUCGAGAAACUCCCUAUGUGCGCCAAAUGUCGGGCCUGCAAGUGUGGGACCAUCAAGACAAUCGAGACACAAAAGGAGGAUGAAAAAGUGCACCAAUUCUUGAUGGGACUCGACAACGAAGGAUAUAGCGGCGUGCGAUCCAAUAUUCUGAGCACCACUCCGCUCGCAUCCCUUAACCGUGUUUGCUCGACUAUUAUACAACAAGAAGGAGUGCUUAAAGUGACCACCCAGGACGAGGAGAAAAACCCGGUCAGCUUUGCCGUUCUCAAUCGAACUGAUCGGGACGUAACGAAGGAAGUGAAAUGCAAACAUUGUGGGAUGACUGGACACGAGGUGAGCAGCUGUUUUCAGUUAAUUGGAUAUCCGGACUGGUGGGGUGAUCGACCCCGCGGACAGUUCACUGGACGAGGAGGAGGCCGAAGUGGACGCGCGGGAGGACGACAUGGUGGCAGAACCAGAGCACCAGGCGGACGCAAUAACCGGAACACAGGGACUGGUUUUGGAACCAAUACUGCAGCCCACACUGCUCGAACAGAAGGAAGCAGCACGAAAGAACCUUUUACCUCUGAACAAUGGAGUUCCUUGAUGAAACUGAUAAAAGAAAAGGAAAUUCCUCUUGAUAACCAAUUUUCAGACGACACGGCUGACAUCUCCCUCGCCAACGACGACGACGAGGAUCAGCCGGCGUCCCUCGUCACACGUCCACCUCCACAGCCAACGUCGCUUCCUGAGUCUGUCAAUCAAUCCACACCCGAGUCUAGCCCUGAUCAUACCAUUGAAACCCCUACCGAUACCACACCCGAGUCUGCCCAGUCUCCUCCCGUUCCUUUGCGCCGUAGUACCCGUGAUAAACAACCUUCUACGCGACUUCGUGACUUCGUGGUUCACGCCAUUCAAGGACCCUCGAGUGCCUCUCUGCCUCCAACCACGUCUUCAGAAACAUUUGGGACGUCAGGAAGUGACGUUGUUGUCCUUUAUGAUUCUGGGGAUGUCAAGCGUGCUGGCAUGAUUUUCUUCUUAUUGGUUCUCUGGAGUUGUUUGCUUGGCGUUGUUAAUGCUUUGAGCUUGACCGAUUCUUUUGAUGCUCCAUUCAUAAAGAAACUCAUCGGUGCUCCACUUUCUUCACCAAAUCUAGCCCUUAGGGUUGGGGACCUGAUUGUUCAGAUCGUGAAAGACACAGCCGCACACACUGGUCCACUUGUGGAAAAUUUAAGCAAUGAACCACAUGUCGAAGAUGACAUGAAAAGUGGGUCCUAUAUCUUGGGUACCAAUAAGUCACUCACGAUGGAGGAAAUUGUUGUUCAUCCGAUAGGUAUUUCCGAUGAUGCUUUUAUUAUUGUUACUGAUCCCGUUCCCACAGACGAUGUUGAUGAGGAUGCAACCACCAAGACCGCGAGGAAGUUUUUGGGGACAAUCUGAUUGUUUAUGGAUGCACAGAAAGCUUUGGAAUGCCUUAUGCUGAUCGAGGUUAUUGUUAUUUGUAAAUUAGGAAGUAUUGCACCUGGUUGCAUUCUUUUCAUCGGGUUUGUUGCAUGCAAUUAUUUAACUCAUGUUGGAGAUGUUGUAGGU
Cuscuta campestris is the source of this 2144-nucleotide messenger RNA. The record is from the annotation of a GenBank genome assembly. Lineage: Eukaryota; Viridiplantae; Streptophyta; Magnoliopsida; Solanales; Convolvulaceae.